Molecule: messenger RNA, 2090 nt
Organism: Misgurnus anguillicaudatus (oriental weatherfish)
Lineage: Eukaryota; Metazoa; Chordata; Actinopteri; Cypriniformes; Cobitidae
Source: RefSeq, a predicted model, not a curated record
AAGAAAGUCGUGCCACACCGAAAACCAUUUCUGAGUGACAUGAAAAAGACAUUUUUGCUCAAUGGCAAAAAAACUGCGGAAAAUCAUGUCAAAAAUAUUAAUAGGUUAAUAAAUAUUAGUGCAGUAAAUGUGCAUUUAUUAAGAAUAUAAAGUUAUAUCAUUAAUGUGAAUAGCACAGUGAGAUAACUUACACUUGGGUGUGAUAUAAUGCGUGGUAUUGUAAAUCAUAUUUACAUAUUUAAAAUUGAAUAUUAAAUAUAAAAUCAGAAGAUACUAUUCGGACGGGAUUAGUUUUACAUAGGGAGGUGGGGUAAAGCAAUUUUUAUCAGAGCUUCUCAGUGAGUUUAGUCCUGUCCGAAUGCUCCAUGCCAGUAAUCAUUACGGACAAUCUCAGUAAAGAUUACGGUGACUUUUACCUUUUGUAAAAAGGUCCGGGGAAAUUACCUCAGGUAAUACUAAUCCAGUGCGAAUAGACCAGCUGUAAAUAUACACGUAAAUUGCGUCAUUUCCAUUCAAUUUGCGUGUUUCUUUUAAAUAUAAAAGCGUUUGAAGCAUUUACUUUAGUUCUAGGUGGAAAAACAAGUCAGUGGCAAGUCAGUUCCUGAAUAACACGACACAAAGUUUUUUUUAAAAAAGUCUGACGCGCUGCGCAAUCGAGUUACCCCUCCCACUUUUUAAUUUUUUUUAGAGAUUUCUAAUCCUGUCUGAAUUGACUAUUAAUAUUACAGACGUCCUGUGGUAAAAUUACAUUACACCAUCUACCCCUGUAAAACUAAUCCCGUCCGAAUAGGGCUAUAGUAUAACUGUGAGAUAUUUCAGUGAGUUUAUGAAAAACAAAGAAACUAAAUGAGAAAAAGCCUUUAGUGCUGAGCUGAAACAGUUUAUCCUUUGUUGAAUGUAGGUGUUGCUAUAGUGAUGUCAAUCAUGUUGGCUCCUCCUCCUCUGAUCUUUCUCCUCAUGAUUCACGUUUAUAGUGCUAAAGAUAAGUGGGGUGUGAAUUACAGACCUUUAUCCAUCUGUGCACUAAAGGGUUCAACAGUGAUAAUAAACUGCACUUAUAAAUACCCUACACAAUAUAAGAUCAUGAAAGUGUUCUGGACCAAAACUGAUGUUAAAGGAGAAGAUGAAGAAUUUCCAGAUCUGUCCGAAGACUCUGAAUACAGUCAGAGGAUUCAGUAUCUGGAAGAUAAACAUCACGACUGCACCAUCAGACUGACUGAUGUGAGACAGACAGAUUCACACAAAUACUAUUUCAGAUUCAUCACUGAUAAACCUGAUGGCAAAUGGACUGGUGUUCCUGGAGUGACUCUUGAUAUCACAGAUCUUCAGGUGGAAUCUUUAGGUGAGAAAGUGACAGAGAGACAUUCAGUGACUCUUACAUGUAAAAGCAGAUGCAGUCUGACUAACAGAUCAACAUUCAUCUGGUUUAAAAACACACAGUUAUUAAGUCAGAGAUCAGACAGAAACAAUCAACUCAUCCUGCAGUCAGUUACAAGAAACGAUUCAGGCAACUAUAGCUGUGCUGUACAGGGACACAAUCUCACAUCAUCUCAUCACUAUAUCAAUGUCAUCUAUCCUCCAGAAGAGACUUGUGUGGUGGUGAAUCCAUCUGGUGAAAUAAUGGAGGGUGAUUCAGUGAAUCUGACCUGCAGCAGUGAAUCAAAUCCACCUGUUCAUAACUACAGCUGGUUUAAGGUGAAUGAAACAUCAUCUGUUGGAUCUGGACAGACGUACAGCAUCACUAACAUUAACUCCAGUCACAGUGGAUUGUUUUACUGUGAGGCUCAGAAUAAAGUCGGAUCUCAAAAAUCUGAUGCGGUUUCAGUCAAUGUUAAAGGAGGAAAAGACUCAGUCCUGUAUGUGGUUGCUGGAGUCUCAGUUGGAUGUGGAGUUUUUAUUUUGAUUCUCUUCAUUGUGUUUGUGUGGAAGUGCAAACACAGACCUGAUGACAUCAGACAAAAUCAGGUAAAACAAUAAACUGACUGCAGAUCAGUAAGAAUCAUUCACAGUGGAAAUGCAAAUGUCAAUUUAGGCAUUGUAGUUAAACCGACAUUAGUGUAAGUUAAAAGUUCGAUUAACAGGAUAGUAAA